This is a messenger RNA of Dovyalis caffra, 1452 nucleotides long. Lineage: Eukaryota; Viridiplantae; Streptophyta; Magnoliopsida; Malpighiales; Salicaceae. The record is from the annotation of a GenBank genome assembly.
AUGGAGGAGGAAGAGAUUCAGAGACAGCCUUGUAAGUUCUCUAGAGUUGGUAAUGGCAGAAAUGACACCAGCAGAAUAGCUCAGAAAGGAAAUGUUGACCACCAAUAUCCUGAUGAAGAAGAAGACGGUGAGCUCAAGAGGUCUAAUCUUAACAGCGGUGGUGGUACCGGUGGUGCUGUUGUUGAUAGUAGGACCAUCAAUCGUCUGCGUGGGUGGCACAAUACUUCGCGCAUUAUUAGGGUUUCUAGAGCAUCUGGUGGUAAAGAUCGGCACAGCAAGGUGUGGACCUCGAAGGGGUUAAGAGACCGGAGAGUACGUUUAUCGGUGACUACCGCCAUUCAAUUCUAUGAUCUCCAAGAUCGGUUGGGUUAUGAUCAACCAAGUAAAGCUGUAGAAUGGCUGAUUAAAGCAGCGCAAGAUGCAAUUGACGAGCUCCCUCCACUCAAUCAUUCUUUUCCUGACACUCCAAAGCAGUUGAGCGACGAAAGAAGAAUGAGUGAUGGCGCUGAACAAGGGUUUGAUUCAGCUGAUGUUGAGCUUGAUGACCCAAAUUUUUGCCAGAACCAGAACCAGCAUCUCUCUCUAUCUAAAUCUGCUUGCAGUAGCACUUCUGAGACGAGCAAAGGUUCGGGGUUAUCGCUUGCACGGUCUGAUAUUCGUGUCAAUCGAGUUAAGGCUCGCGAGAGAGCCAGAGAGAGAACAGCCAAGGAGAAGGAGAAAGAGAAUGAUUCACGCAUUGCACAUCAUCACAACCUAAACCCCAUCUCUCAAAACUCUACAUUUACCGAGCUUUUAACCGGUGGGAUUGGUAGUGUUAGCAAUAACAAUCACAGAAGCAGCAGCAACAACAACAAUACUGCUAGUCCUACUGGUUCCGAGGCAAAUUUGUUCCAAAAAGCUUCUGUGGCAAGGCAGUGGCCUUUGCCCCCAAUGGAUUACUUCAACACAGGGCUUUUCGGCCCAUCAUCGUCACGAACAGCUCAUCAUUCAUCGGGGUUUCCUGGGCAAAUCCAGUUAGGGAACUCAAUCCCGCACGCAAUGACAAUGUCGAUCCCGCCAUUCAGUGUAUCAGGAGAGAAUCACCAGGAGCAAUUACAACAUUUUCCUUUUGUUUCCGAUCAUUUGAUCCCAGUGGCAGCCACAACACAACCACCGGCUCCCGGUGGGGAUUACAAUCUGAACUUUACAAUAUCUUCAGGCCUUGCUGCUGGUUUCAAUAGGGGGACCCUUCAGUCCAAUUCAUCAUCACCGUCUCUUUUGUCUCACCUCCAGAGGUUUUCUACUUCUCACAUAGACGGAUCUACCACAAAUGUACCUUUCUUUAUUGGUGCUGCAUCUUCACAAGCUAUGGAGAAUCACCACCACCACAACCAUCAAUUCCCACCUGGGUUGCAGCUCUGCUAUGGCGAUGGAACCAGGCAUUCUGACCAGAAAGGCAAAGGGAAGAACUGA